This is a messenger RNA of Equus quagga, 2263 nucleotides long. It is a transcript of the gene USP14, whose product is annotated as ubiquitin specific peptidase 14. The record is from RefSeq and is a predicted model, not a curated record. Gene Ontology annotation, molecular function: cysteine-type deubiquitinase activity; proteasome binding; protein binding. The coding region runs from base 173 to 1657 and encodes 494 amino acids. NCBI's taxonomy places the organism in Eukaryota, Metazoa, Chordata, Mammalia, Perissodactyla, Equidae. Gene Ontology annotation, biological process: proteasome-mediated ubiquitin-dependent protein catabolic process; regulation of proteasomal protein catabolic process; protein deubiquitination. The transcript is spliced from 16 exons.
UUGCUGCGUCAUCGCCAGUGGCCGGUUUGAAUGAGCCUCUUGUCGCAGCCCCGCUGCCGCCACCGCCGCGCCUCUGCCUCGGCCGCCGCCGCAGCUUCUUCGCGUCCCUUUGCCUUCGACGCUCCUGCCAGGCCCAGCCUUCCUGCGCCGCCGCCGCCCCUCGCGCCUCGCCAUGCCGCUCUACUCCGUUACUGUGAAAUGGGGAAAGGAGAAAUUUGAAGGUGUGGAAUUGAAUACUGAUGAACCUCCAAUGGUGUUCAAGGCUCAGCUUUUUGCACUGACUGGAGUCCAGCCAGCGAGACAGAAAGUUAUGGUGAAAGGAGGAACAUUGAAGGAUGAUGAUUGGGGAAACAUCAAAAUAAAAAAUGGAAUGACUCUGCUAAUGAUGGGGUCAGCAGAUGCUCUUCCUGAGGAACCUUCAGCUAAAACUGUCUUUGUAGAAGACAUGACAGAAGAACAGUUAGCAUCUGCUAUGGAAUUACCAUGUGGAUUGACAAACCUUGGUAACACUUGUUACAUGAACGCUACAGUUCAGUGCAUUCGUUCUGUGCCUGAACUCAAAGAUGCCCUUAAAAGGUAUGCAGGUGCCUUGAGAGCAUCAGGGGAAAUGGCUUCAGCACAGUAUAUUACUGCAGCCCUUAGAGAUUUGUUUGAUUCCAUGGAUAAAACUUCUUCCAGUAUUCCACCUAUUAUUCUGCUGCAGUUUUUGCACAUGGCUUUUCCACAGUUUGCAGAGAAGGGCGAACAAGGACAAUAUCUUCAACAGGAUGCUAAUGAGUGUUGGAUACAAAUGAUGCGAGUAUUGCAACAGAAAUUGGAAGCCAUAGAGGAUGAUUCGGUUAAAGAAACAGAUUCUUCAUCUGCAUCAGCAGUGACACCUUCUAAAAAGAAAAGUUUAAUUGAUCAGUUCUUCGGGGUGGAAUUUGAAACUACCAUGAAAUGUACAGAAUCUGAAGAAGAAGAAGUCACUAAAGGAAGGGAAAAUCAGCUUCAGCUUAGCUGUUUCAUCAAUCAAGAAGUCAAGUAUCUUUUUACGGGACUUAAAUUGAGACUUCAGGAAGAAAUCACCAAACAGUCUCCUACACUGCAAAGAAACGCUUUGUACAUCAAAUCUUCCAAGAUCAGCCGGCUACCUGCUUAUUUAACUAUUCAGAUGGUUCGAUUUUUUUAUAAAGAGAAGGAAUCUGUGAAUGCUAAAGUUCUUAAGGAUGUUAAAUUUCCUCUUAUGUUGGAUGUGUAUGAACUAUGUACACCAGAACUACAAGAGAAAAUGAUCUCUUUUCGAUCAAAGUUCAAGGACCUAGAAGAUAAAAAAGUGAAUCAGCAGACACAGACAAGCGACAAAAAGAGUAGUCCCCAGAAAGAAGUUAAGUAUGAACCGUUUUCUUUUGCUGAUGACAUUGGCUCCAAUAAUUGUGGAUACUAUGACUUACAAGCAGUGCUAACGCAUCAGGGAAGGUCUAGCUCUUCAGGUCAUUAUGUAUCAUGGGUGAAGAGGAAACAAGAUGAAUGGAUUAAGUUUGACGACGAUAAGGUCAGCAUUGUGACACCAGAGGAUAUCUUGCGGCUUUCUGGUGGUGGAGACUGGCAUAUAGCUUAUGUUCUACUCUAUGGGCCUCGCAGAGUUGAAAUAAUGGAAGAGGAAAGUGAACAGUAAUCUUCAUUUUAGCUAUUUAUGCUUAGGUGUGAAAUAAAUGUUAUUUGUUGAUCACUUCUAUAAUCCACAGCUAUAGAGGAAGAUAUUUAGGUGGUUUUGUGUGUUUCCUCUCAUGUGGAACAAGAGGGCAAAAGCAGACCACUCUGUAUCAACCUAAAAAAUUACAGAAAAGAAAAAAUUGCCUUUGGACGGUGUUACCCUGUAUAAAGGUAGCAGGAAGACAUUUUUAAAAAGCUUAUUUCUUGUAUUAAUUUUUAAAAAUUCUGAGUUGAAAUGCCUUUCAACCAUUACCUUUUGUGAUGAUAACUUUUCUCCCUUUUUCAGCCCAAGAUUCAGCAAUCAGAUGUUUAUUGCACACCUAUUUCUCUAUUAUUUGUUGUUGUUCUUGCAUGGUUCAAACUACCGGUAAUUCAGUAGCUGCCUAUCCUUUGCCUUAUCUAACAAAAAUUUUGCCAGGAAGGUGGAAAGGAAGUAAGUGUUGCUCUCAUUUUGUAACUCUGUGCUGCUGUCCACAUCCCAUGGAAACAUGGGUACAAUCAAGUGUUUGUCCAGCCUGACUGUUGCUGGCUUUCAUGACUUUAAAAUAAAUUGUGAUCAAUAAUAGUA